AUGUCCACCCGAGGUAGAGGCAGAACAAGAAACGUUCCUUCAAGUACGCAGACCAAUAACGACCAUUGUGACGUGUGUACGUACGGAGGUCGUAUGAUGUGUUGUGACGGAUGCCCAAAGGCAUUCCAUUUCACCUGUCUAGUUCCUCCGCUUGAUGUUGAUAACCCACCGACUGGAAACUGGUACUGUAGAGAAUGCAGUUCUGAAAGUACUCGUCAAUCGCAACAACGGGGACGUAAAGGUCGCCGUAAAGGUAGCCUUUUUAAAGAACUUAAAGAUAAAGCUCACAUAUCGAAUCCAACAGCCUUUAUGCUACCGGAAAAUAUUAGAAAUACAUUUGACGGAGUAUUUGCAGGUAAGCAUGGAGAAUAUCGGGAUUCAAACAAGGAGAAACCGGUACAACUUGACAAAAGAGGUUAUCCGGUCGAACCAGAUCGGGAGAGAUUUGUCGACACAAAAGGGAGAAGUAUUUGCUGCUAUUACUGCAAACUACCUCCGAGGCAUUUGAGGCCGAUAAUGUCUUGUGAUUUUUGUGAUCAGCACUGGCACUUUGAUUGUCUGACACCACCUCUUACGAUCGCACCUCCAUUGCAUAAAAAGUGGAUGUGUCCAUUACACGCAGAUCAUGUAUUGCCUCCGAUGCGUAGAUUGCGUGGAGAAGAUGUUUUGCCUUAUAUGGACAAUACUGCUAUUGAACAUCAGCCCGAAAAACGACGGAUUGAAUGCGAUCCGGAAUUUUAUCUCAAUGAUACUUUGCAUAAAUUACCAAGGCAAAGUGUUAGAUUGGAUUGGAUUGGGCAAAUGAAGACAGCAUUGGAGGAAAAUAAUGAAAAGGUGAUUGCUGCCACAGAAAAGGCACUACCUUCAAAAAAAGAAGGUAAAAAGCCUGAAGUUUCUCCGCAAAAAGGCAAGGGGAAGGAAUUUUUCCUGGGCGAUGAGGUUGGAAAGGAUUUAGUUGGUAGCAAAGCAGCAAUCGAACUGCUGGAUGAAGAUGUUCAAAUGACUAUGGCUAUUGAGUUAUCGCAAAUGAAAUCGCGGCUUGAAUGUGAUGGCAAAGAGAACGAAAAAGAGGACGAAGGAGCAGGACCAAGUAGAUCGAAUUGUGACAAUUACGGAGAUGAGAGGAUCGCUAAACGACUUAGGCCUGAAGAUUAUGAAUCAUCGGUAAGUUCAUCCUCCUCAACGAAUGUACGUGUUCAUACGGAACCAGUAGAAGUAGGUCCAGAAAACCUUAAAGUUGAAGAACGAACUGCAAAUAGAUUUCAUCAAUACAAUGAAAUUCAUGAUAAGAACGAAGACAUUAUAGGAAACAAUGCAGAAAGCAUAGAAAACAAAAACGAGGCCGAGAAUUAUGAAGGAAAUCCCUUGUUCUUAUUGGUUGAAGCUGCUUUUGGUGGUUUUGUGAGUAUUUUACUGACAUUUUUAAUUUUGAGAUUAAAAUAUUUAUGA
Molecule: messenger RNA, 1449 nt
Organism: Rhizophagus irregularis DAOM 181602=DAOM 197198
Lineage: Eukaryota; Fungi; Glomeromycota; Glomeromycetes; Glomerales; Glomeraceae
Biological process (GO): regulation of transcription by RNA polymerase II
Cellular component (GO): Rpd3S complex
Source: RefSeq, a predicted model, not a curated record